AUGGGUUAUGAUUAAACGCAUAGAAGCACAAAAGCAAAAAAGCCAGAGAAAGAGUGAAGCAAAUACAAUACAAUAAUGAGAAUGGAAGUUACACAGGUUCUGCACAUGAAUGGAGGUUUUGGAGAAGCAAGCUAUGCAAACAACUCCUUAGUACAGCAAAAGGUGAUUUCUUUAACAAAGCCUAUAAGAGAAGAAGCCAUAACCAGCCUUUAUUGCACCACAUUCCCAAGAAGCCUUGCAAUUGCAGACAUGGGUUGUUCUUCCGGACCAAACACUCUGUUUGUGGUUUCAGAAACUAUCAAAGUUGUGGAAAAGCUUUGCCGAGAGUUGAACCUUAAAUCUCCAGAGUACAAGGUGUUUUUUAAUGACCUUCCUGGAAAUGAUUUCAACAACAUCUUUAAGUCCAUUGACAGCUUCAAAGAGAAACUAAGUGAUAAAAUGGAAUCUGGGGUAAUUGGUCCAUGCUACUUCUAUGGGAUUCCUGGUUCUUUCUAUGGCAGGGUAUUUCCUAAUCAAAGUCUGCAUUUUGUCCAUUCUUCUUACAGCCUCCAAUGGCUAUCUAAGGUUCCUGAAGGAGUAGAGAACAAUAAAGGCAAUAUUUACAUAUCCAGAACAAGCCCCUCAAAUGUUGUGAAGGCUUACUACGAGCAGUUUCAAAGAGAUUUCUCUGUUUUUCUCAAGUGUCGUGCAGAGGAACUAGUUGAAGGGGGUCGCAUGGUUCUAACAUUCUUGGGAAGAAAGAGUGACAAUCCAUGUAGCAAGGAGUGUUGCUACAUUUGGGAACUUAUGGCUAAAGCUCUCAAUGAUAUGGUCAUGCAGGGAAUUAUAAAGGAAGACCAAGUGACUACUUUCAACAUCCCUCAAUAUACUCCAUCUCAAUUAGAAGUGAAAUUGGAAGUUCUUAAAGAAGGAUCAUUCGCCAUUAAUCGCUUGGAGGUGUCAGAAGUGAAUUGGAACGCUAUGGAUGAAUGCAAUGUUUUUGAAUUUGAGUCUGAAAUGAAUGAAUCACUGAGUGAUAGUGGAUACAAUGUUGCUCAGUGCAUGAGGGCAGUGGCUGAACCUUUGCUGGUUAAUCACUUUGGUGAAGCUAUCAUUGAAAAGGUUUUUAGUCGCUACCAAGAAAUCUUGGCUGAUAGGAUGUCAAAGGAGAAAACCAAAUUUGUCAAUGUUACCAUAUUGAUGACAAGGAAAGGAUGAGGAGAAGAAACCUGCACAAUCUAUGAUUCAUAUUUGUGGUUUUGUCAUAAAAAAUUUCCUAAUUGUUGGGUUGGUUUGUUUGCUUUAACUUUAGAUUGUAAUCAGGCAGGAAAUGUUAUGCUAAGGAAAAAUAAAGAUAAAACUAGGAGUAUUAUGUUGGACCAUGGCUAGUGAUAUAUGUUCUCAAUUGUGUAAUGAAAUUAUUUAAGUGUGGAUUAUA
Molecule: messenger RNA, 1417 nt
Organism: Lotus japonicus
Lineage: Eukaryota; Viridiplantae; Streptophyta; Magnoliopsida; Fabales; Fabaceae
Product: S-adenosyl-L-methionine:benzoic acid/salicylic acid carboxyl methyltransferase 3-like
Exons: 4
Coding region: 76-1197 (373 amino acids)
Biological process (GO): methylation
Molecular function (GO): S-adenosylmethionine-dependent methyltransferase activity
Source: RefSeq, a predicted model, not a curated record